Lasiodiplodia theobromae is the source of this 1785-nucleotide messenger RNA. RefSeq lists its product as uncharacterized. Gene Ontology annotation, biological process: positive regulation of transcription by RNA polymerase II. The record is from RefSeq and is a predicted model, not a curated record. Gene Ontology annotation, cellular component: nucleus. The transcript is spliced from 3 exons. The coding region runs from base 1 to 1785 and encodes 594 amino acids. Lineage: Eukaryota; Fungi; Ascomycota; Dothideomycetes; Botryosphaeriales; Botryosphaeriaceae. Gene Ontology annotation, molecular function: transcription cis-regulatory region binding; zinc ion binding; DNA-binding transcription factor activity, RNA polymerase II-specific.
AUGUAUGGUCCCGCCCCAGCGCGCGUCAAAAAGACCAACAUCGUGCGCACGCGCUCGGGAUGCGCGCUAUGCCGCCAGAAGCGACGCAAGUGCGAUGAAGCGCGCCCCAGCUGCGGUCGAUGUGCUGAUCGCGGCCAGGCGUGCGAAUACGGCAUCGCCUGGGAAUUCCGCGAUGCCACUGGCUGGGCCGCCCAGCGGGUGCAUCAGCAAGCUACCGAUGACUCGGGCGGCCUCGUGUUCAUGGACCUUGGUAUUGGCUCGCCGUUUAAUUUUGACCCCGGCGAUGAUCAGCUCUUCUUGGAUUGGCCCAGUCCGUCGAGUCUGCCUGUCCCACUGGUACCGUCUCCACCGCUCGCCGCGCUCUCAGUACCGGAGCGCAUGUACCUCGCGCACUUCUCCGUCAUCGUCCUUGACACCAUUCCUGGCGGCUUGCAUGCGCUUGAACAAGAGAUGCUGAGCCUGUCCCCUGUGCGCCACGCAGCAAUAUCCCUCGCCGCCGCCAGCCUGGCCAACCUCCACGGCCGCUACGACGGCUCGCGGUGGAUCCCGCACCAGUCUCAUGCUGCGCAUGCCCUUGACCAUGCGUCCAAAGCCUCCGAGGCCAGCUCUAAUAUUCCACCUGAACAAGCCGUUGCCACCACUCUCCUGCUCCUCUACAUGAAAGUCGACCUCGACACGGUCGAGAACUGGUGCAGCCACUUCCACAAUUUGGAGGCUACUGUUCUCGAAAACCAUCUUACCUUAGCUCAGACAGAGCUUGGUCUUCAGUUGCUGCGCUCCUACCUGCACGCCAGGGCUUUUUUCAGGUCCAUGUCCUCCUCGUACCGUCCGAUGCGACAGGAGUCCGCCGGCGAUUGCACCGUCGCGCCUCUAGUCAAGAGUUAUGCUUCAUCCAGGGAAACACUUGCACUCGUCUCAUGCGAUGCUUUACGCAUAGUCGGACGCAUUCUCCUGUGUCAAUGCAUGCAUGUAGGUGACUGCUCCCCGAAGGCGUUGUUGCAAAAGAUGCUGCGUUGGCACUCGAUUGUGCGAGAUGCCCCCUAUCCAAACUCCGCUAGCGUUUUCCAGGACGAGUUUCAAACAACACUCAGUGAAGAUCAAUGCUACCAAGAACUGAAGGUGCUCCGAGAAGAACUACAGGCAUGCGAGCCAUCACCACCACUGCCCCCCUCGGCCAACUCAGAACACCCAGCGACUCUGGAACCCAUACUCUUCUCCAGCAGCGAUGAAGCCAUGCACCACGCCUCCUACGCUUUCGCCCAGCUCCUCUGCUCCGAGCCCCUCCUCCGCCACCUCCUCCGGCCACUCUCCAGCUUCCCUUCCUCUUCCUCCACCGUCUCCUCCCCUGCCGACCCAUGGCUCCACCUCCUCCUCCGCAUCGCCGCCGGCCUCGACGCCCGCGAAUGCGCCCGCCGCAACACCUACCACCACGGCAUGCUAUACAUGCUGACGGCCGCCAGCAUGCUCUGCAGCAGCGCCGCCGACGCCGACACCACGGUCGACCCCCUCGCCUUCGCCGCGGACUACGCUGCGCGGCUGGCCGCCGCUGGUAUCGAGCGCGACGGCGCAUACUACCCCGUUUCGCUGUCCCGCACGUGCAUCCGCGUGCUCCAGCGCGAGCGCGGGCGCGGACGGAGCGUGUUCUGGAUGUCGACGACGCACCGCGAAAACAACAGCGAGCUGAUGGCGGCGCAGGUGAAGGAGUACGUCGUCUUGCACGGCCGGAUGGCGGACGGGCGGUUUUUUAGUGAUUGCGUGCCGCCUGUGGAGGCUGAGAUGCAAUGA